Molecule: messenger RNA, 1215 nt
Organism: Benincasa hispida (wax gourd)
Lineage: Eukaryota; Viridiplantae; Streptophyta; Magnoliopsida; Cucurbitales; Cucurbitaceae
Product: ATP-dependent caseinolytic (Clp) protease/crotonase family protein
Biological process (GO): fatty acid beta-oxidation
Cellular component (GO): mitochondrion
Molecular function (GO): catalytic activity
Source: RefSeq, a predicted model, not a curated record
GUACAACGAAUGGGAGCUUUCAAAAUUCUGAGCAGAAAUCUCAUCAACCUACAUAUUCAGCUCCAUCAUUCACCUCAGAACCUUCCAAUUCCGGCCGGAAUUCUCCGUCAGGCAUUGCCGACCUCCAGCUCUUCCGAUGGCUUCAAUUCGUUCUCACAUCCAUGGCGAUACACUCAUUGCAGAACUCUCAUUUUGGAGUCACUUUCUUCUGAGCCUGUCCGGCUUCACCGACUUUCUGACUCCGAUUCUGUUUGGUUUAUCGAUGACAGGAAUUGUCGAGGUACAUUUAGACAGGCCUGAGGCAAAAAAUGCCAUUAGCAAGGAUAUGCUGAGGGGAUUGCGUCACGCCUUUGAAUCCAUUUAUAGUGAUCCAUCAGUCAAUGUUAUGAUGAUCUGCAGCUCUGUCCCAAAGGUGUUCUGUGCAGGUGCAGAUUUGAAGGAACGUAAGAAGAUGACAGCAUCAGAAGUUCACUCCUUUGUCACCUCACUGCGGUCUGCAUUCACAUUUUUAGAGGCACUUCCUAUUCCUACUAUUUCAGUUAUUGAAGGAGCAGCAUUGGGUGGUGGACUUGAAAUGGCUCUAGCAUGUGAUCUUCGGAUAUGUGGGGAAGAUGCCAAACUCAGUUUGCCAGAAACCGGACUGGCUAUAAUUCCUGGGGCAGGUGGGACUGCAAGGCUUCCUAGGCUGGUUGGUAAAUCAAUAGCAAAGGAACUUAUAUUCACUGGUCGUAAGGUCAGUGGUAGAGAUGCUCUAUCUAUAGGUCUUGUCAAUUACUGCGUCCCUGCUGGUGAAGCUUAUACAAAGGCAUUGGAAAUUGCCCAAGAGAUAAAUCAGAAGGGUCCACUAGCAAUAAAGAUGGCAAAGAAGGCGAUCGAUGAGGGGCUCAAGGGAGACCUGGAGUCAGCUAUGGAAAUAGAAGAUGAAUGUUACACAGAACUCUUAGAUACGAAAGACCGCUUGGAAGGAUUGGCAGCGUUUGCCGAGAAGCGCAAGCCAAGGUAUGGAGGAGAAUAGAUUGGUAACCAGUUGUUUGUUUCCUCAAUACAAUGUGGUUACCUCUAAUGUUCAUUUAACUUUCUGAAAUAUAAGAAUAAAUGCAAGGUUUUUAUGUAGCAUAGUAACCUGAAAUAAAAGGCUUCAGAAACUGUACCAAAUUCAUCUUAUUUAUCAGUGAUGCUAUAAUAAACAGCCUUGAAUGGCUUAGUGUUGCUCUU